UCUACGUACAAAUUUAUAUCAUACAAACUAAAUAAUCCUAGAAAAAUAUACUCUUAGAGAAGUAAGCUUACUUAAGCUAAGAUAUAUAGUUCAGUAUGACAAACCUCAGGUUGCUCGCAAUCUUUCUCAUUUUUUCCAUAGCGAAUGCACAAGGCUUGAAGCUUGGGUUUUACGAGUCUUCGUGUCCUGAGGCCGAAGAAAUUGUUCAUAGGAUGACUAAGCAAUAUGUUAGUCAUGUUCACAACUUUGCUGCUGGUUUGAUUAGAAUGAACUUCCACGACUGUGCUGUUAGGGGUUGUGAUGCUUCUGUACUCGUAGAUCCAUCUGCUUCUAACAACCAAACAGAGAAGACAGCCAUUCCCAACGAAACGCUACGAGGGUUUGAAGUUAUAGAUGCAAUCAAAUCCGCUCUAGAAAAGAAAUGUCCCGGUGUUGUUUCUUGUGCUGAUAUUUUAGCUUUGGCUUCUCGAGAUGCAAGUACAACGAUAAGCGGACCAUGGUGGGAGGUUCCAACCGGUCGAAGGGAUGGGAUAGUAUCAUUGGCUUCGGAAGCCAAUGCUCUUAUACCAUCACCAUUUUCUAAUGUUACUACCCUUAAACAAAAUUUUGCAGCUUUGGGUCUUACUGCUAAAGAUUUGGUUGUGUUAUCAGGUGCUCAUACUAUUGGAGUUGGUCACUGCUUCAUCAUCCGAAAUCGUUUGUACAAUUUCACUGGCAAUGGAGACACCGAUCCUUCAAUAUCCCCAAAGUAUGCCGAAUGGUUGAAAACUAGAUGCCCGCCCACUCCAAGCGACAUGAAAUCAUUUGUGUUUAUGGAUCGAAUUACCCCUAAGGUCUUCGACGAAAAAUACUUCACUAUGGUAACCGAAAAGAGGGGGCUCUUUACAUCAGACGCCACUCUUAUGGAUGAUCAAGAAACUAGAACUUAUAUAGAGACCCAAGUUAAGACCGCCGGAUCAACUUUUGCUAAAGAUUUCGCCGAAUCUAUGACUAAAAUGAUCAAUAUUGGUGUACUCACAGGAAGCCAAGGUGAAAUCAGGAAAACUUGUGGUUCAAUUAAUCUAUAAAUUGGUUACUUGUAUUUUUAAUGAUGUUUUCAUGCAUUGCACAACAACAUCAGAGCUUUAAUCUUAUUGGCGAGGUCAGCUACAAGAAUCGAGAAUUUUUCUUUACUUGUACUGGUCAACUAUGAUCCUCUUACUCCAUUAUUUGUUUUGUGGGUAGAGUUGUUCGUUCCUUUGAAAGAUUAUUUAAUUUCUUGUAUGUUUUGAAUUUUUUUUUAAUAAAUUGUACUUGUUAUGUUUCGUAGAGCUGUUAUUCUUUUGAUUUGUACUUGUAACAUGUUUGAAUAAGAAAAAUUAAUAGCUCCACAAGGUUAUAUGUUGAAAGAAAAUUUGUCAUAAAGGUUACAUAGUCGACAUUGUGAGAAAGUUUCUAAUAUAUAAACGUGUUAUGUGUAUCCCAUUUAAA
Chenopodium quinoa (quinoa) is the source of this 1470-nucleotide messenger RNA. RefSeq names its product peroxidase 27-like. Gene Ontology annotation, biological process: response to oxidative stress; hydrogen peroxide catabolic process. The transcript has 4 exons. NCBI's taxonomy places the organism in Eukaryota, Viridiplantae, Streptophyta, Magnoliopsida, Caryophyllales, Amaranthaceae. The record is from RefSeq and is a predicted model, not a curated record. Gene Ontology annotation, cellular component: plant-type cell wall; plasmodesma. Gene Ontology annotation, molecular function: heme binding; peroxidase activity. Bases 96 to 1067 code for a protein of 323 amino acids.